Molecule: messenger RNA, 1119 nt
Organism: Aphidius gifuensis
Lineage: Eukaryota; Metazoa; Arthropoda; Insecta; Hymenoptera; Braconidae
Exons: 4
Coding region: 578-1096 (172 amino acids)
Source: RefSeq, a predicted model, not a curated record
CAAAAAAAGCAUUGAUAUCAUUCCUUGAGGAUGGUUUCUUGUUAAACCAAAGCAAAUAAAAUGUUAUUAUCCUCCUACCAAAACAAACAAAGAGAAGAUUGACCUUCAGUCAAUGGUUAAACGAAAAGGACCACCAAAACGGGAAUGAAAAAUAUAUGCUGCAAGUAAGUAAACACCCACUCUAGCGCAGAAACUAAAAUAAAGGAUUUAGAAAAAAAGCCUUAUGCAUUCACUGAUGAUGGUGAUCCUGAAGGUCAAGUUGUCCGACUUAAUAGUAAUAUGAGACUUUUCUUGAUGAAACAAAAAAAUGAUACGACUGAUUCAUCAACAGAUUAAUUAGAGGUGGGCUCAAUUCAAAAUUCAGUCACUAAUAAAAAACAUGAUGAACAUAAUGAUGCCAUAAACGAUUAUACUCCAACAAGAGAUAACGUUGUCUCUGCAUUAAUUAAUUUAGAUCAAUUGAUAAUAAGAUUAUAUUGUAACUGAUAGUUGAGCAGAGGACGUUUUUUUAUCUGAAGUUGGAUUAGCAAGCAACCAAGACCAUGAAAAGAAAAAUGUUAUUAAAAAAAUUGAUGAAAUGAGUAAGCAAAUCCACCAACUUCAUAACAUGAUAGUGAACAUGCUAGAAAGUCAAAACUCAGUGGUAAAAGCAGUCAAGUACUUGACUGAUAGAUGUGCUGAUCUUGAAUGCACAACUACAUAUCUGCAAGGAGAACUAUCAGGAAUAAAAAAUGGUACAUUGAAAGAUCCAACUACUAUGUUGAAAUCAACACUUUCAUACAUAAAAAAUAAAUACGAAAUAUCUCUUCUAAUGAAUACUGAAUUGAUAUUAAAAAGAUUUGAAGAACUUUUGGACGAUAGUACAUUCAAUGAUGGAAUCGUCAAUUAUAUGACAAAAUUAAAUGAUAAUAGCAUCAAAUUAAGUGCUAAAAAUGUAAUUAGCAGUUUUUUAACGAAAGACAUAGCAGUAAAAUACACAGCAGUCAGAUCAUUAGAAGGAAAACGAAUUUCCAGUUUUGAUUUCCCAAAAUUAUAUGAAUGUUUUAAAGAAACAGUUAGAAAAGCAAAAUACAAAAAAGUCUUUCAACAGGAUUGAACUGAGGACUUCCUGAUUUCUGC